Molecule: messenger RNA, 3421 nt
Organism: Schistocerca cancellata (South American locust)
Lineage: Eukaryota; Metazoa; Arthropoda; Insecta; Orthoptera; Acrididae
Product: venom carboxylesterase-6-like
Exons: 9
Coding region: 1-1557 (518 amino acids)
Molecular function (GO): hydrolase activity
Source: RefSeq, a predicted model, not a curated record
AUGCAAGUAAGGGACAUAAUUGCAUUACAGGAGCCUGAGCCAUCCAAACCUUGGCCAGGGAUCUGGGAUGCUACGCAUUAUGGUAGUCCGUGCAUCCAGUAUGUGUUUGUGCAUAGCUCUAGUGACACACCUGUGGUUGGUGAAGAGGACUGUCUGCACCUCAACAUCUUCACACCGAAGUUGCCUGCACCAAAUGGAGUAUCUCCCCUAUUAGAUGUUUUUGUGUUUAUUCAUGGAGGAGGCUUUAUGAGUGGUUCUGGAAGGUACUUUGGACCUGAUUAUCUACUGGAUCAUGAAGUUAUUGUAGUAACCAUCAACUACCGGUUAGGUAUUCUUGGUUUUCUGAGUACAGAAGAUGAACAACUACCAGGAAACAAUGGACUAAAAGAUCAGUCCAUGGCCUUCCGCUGGAUACAAGCAAAUAUUGCAUCCUUUGGAGGAAAUCCAGCUAGUGUUACAAUAGCAGGUUCUUCAGCUGGAGCAGCUAGUGUGCAUUUUCAUUAUCUUUCUUCCUGGUCUAGAGGUUUGUUUCAGAGGGGUAUGUCAUUUAGUGGAUCAGCCCUUGUUCCAUGGGCAAUUGCGGAAGGUCAGCGAGAAAAAGCUGAUAAACUUGCUAGUCUUAUGGGAUGUAAAACACAUUCUUCUAAAGAAAUACUGGAGUGUUUAAGAACUAGACCAGCAAGGCAAUUAGUUGAGAUGACACAACAUUUUCAGAUGUGGCGAUAUAAUCCCUUUACCCCAUUUGGACCAUCCGUUGAAACAGCAGGAAGCACCCCAUUCUUGGCUAAACAGCCAGCAGAACUUAUGGCUGAAGGUUCUAUUCAAGAUUUGCCUUGGGUCACCAGUGUUACAACAGAAGAAGGUGUUUAUCCAGCAGGAGAUUUUGUAACUAAUGAAGAUCUUAUGGAAGAGCUCAACAAGCAUUUUGUGGAACUUUCACCUUUUCUUCUGGACUAUAAUUACACAGCACCACAGACAUUACACCACAAAAUUGGAAGAGAAGUGCUACAGUUCUAUGUUGGUGAACAGCCCUUAUCAACAAAUACUGCUGACAAGAUAGUACAGCUGUUUAGUGACCGGAUGUUUGUGGUAGAUGUUGAGCGUGCAGCACGGAUGCAAGCUGCUGUCAACACUGCUCCAGUAUACUUUUAUGUUUUUAGUUACAGAGGAAAACACAGUUUUUCUGAAGUGAUGUCAGGAAAUGAUGUUGACCUAGGUGUCAGUCAUGUUGAUGACAUGGGCUAUAUUAUGAGGAUGGAUGAAAAACAUGGCUUGAAAGUUCUCGAAGCAGAAGAAGACAGAAAAGUAGUGGAGUUAAUGGUUGACAUAACACUCCAUUUUGUUAAUAGUGGGGAUUCAACAUCAAAAAAGAGAAAUAUCACUUGGCCAGCUGUAAGAGGAAAUGCUAAGGAUAUUGACUAUCUGCAAAUUUCUGGAUACAGUGACAUUGCGGCAGCAACAAGUUAUGAUCUUGGGAAUCGAGAGUUCUGGGAUUCCUUAGGAAUUUUGGAACCACAAAUGCUGAUCAAAAAAGAACACAAAAUAGAUGAACUCUAAUAGAUAAAUUGAUGUAAAUGUUCAGUGGUAAUCAUCAACUGUCCUCAGAUAUUGUAAAUUGAAUAUCUCCACCUAGCAGCUAAGGAUGAAUUAUCUCGUUUGCAAAGAAGAGCACUAAAUGUAGAAUGUUUUAUCCUGGCUACUUCAUGAAACUGAAAAACUCCUGUUCAGAUCAUCAGUAGGUCUAUUUUUGCAAAUAUAAACAGUAUUGGUUAUGAUGCUGGCACACUAUAGAAAUGUGAAAAAAAAUGUUCUUUCCCUCUAUGUAGAAUAGUAUGAAGAUUUUUUUUCCCCAAAUAAAUUUACAUGUUUAUUGUAAUUUUUAUGAAUAUUGCCCAUACAUACUUGAAUGUCUGGGCUACUUGAAACACAAAUAUGGUUGUAUUUCACUGCUUAUUGCUACUGUUUAUUCAUUUUGAUUAUCCAGUUCACACAUUGUAUGCCAUUAAUAUUUUGGAUAUUUUUAAUCUCCUUGCAAAUUACUUGUGGUGUUAAUGUCUCAGUAUUUUGGUACAAAUAAGACACUAUUCCUAUUAGUGAAGUUAAUGAGAAUGCUUGAGUUUUUAGAAGUUUUCAUUAUUAUUUAUUGAAGGAUCUGCAUUUCAAAUUACUCGUGUCUGACUGUGAUUCAUGAGUUAGUCCCUAAACAAUUUAUGUGUUAAUAUAUUCAUUGUCCAUGGAAGUACUGAUAAUUAAUGGUGCACCUAACUUCAGUACUCAUCAAAAAUGUGUUUUUUUAUUGUCACUCAUCUAACAAUUGGAUAACAGCUAUAUGAAAAGAAUAGAUUACUACUCACCACAUAGAAGAGUCACUGAGUUACACACAGGCCCCUGUACUGGGAGACAGUGGCCAUGUGUAUGUGAGUUAUGCUCGUGGGAAUGUGUGUGUGUUUUCUACUUCAGAAGAAGGACUUCUUUUGUCCAAAUGGCUAUAUGUUCAGCAGCCUUUUUCUUUGAGCCUGUCUGCAGCUCAACUAUGUGGCGAGUAGCAGUUUAUCCUUUCCAUAUUCUUUACAGUCAUCUCUGAGUGAUGGGUCUUGAUUCAUACUUUCUCAGUUACAGUUACAUUCUAUAAAGACAAUUGUAUUUACAUUCCAAAAUGAAAUUUGUGCUCCAUUUUGGAGUUCAUCUUUAUCUGACUGUAAUAUUGAGAAUGAAUUUUUCGCUGUGCAACAAAGUGUACCCUGAUAUGAAACUUCCUGGUAGAUUGAAGUUGUGUGCAGGAGCAAGACUCAAACUUGGGAUCUUUGUGAUUCCCUGCAAAAGAUAAAGCUGCCAAAUUCAGGCCUUAGACUGGAACACAGGUUUAAUCUCCUGUGAAGUGACUGUAAUGUUUCAUAAACCAAUGAUCUUCCACUUUCUAAGGCAAAAAGUCAACCCCUCAUUGGUUGCUGAAGGCUCAUCAAUGCUGUAAAGGUUAAUGAGGGAUUUAAGUGUCAUUACAAUUAAUUAUUUUAGUGAAGAAAAGCUGUCACAGAAGUCAUAUCUAAUUAAAAGAUUAAUUUUAGUGCAUCUGGAGCUGUAUAAGUGUUAGCCUACAUGUGUUUAACAAAAUUAUCAGAUAGUAAUAAUAUUGUAUAUAUCAAUACUAACAGCAAAAAGGCUCAUUAUUUUACUACCUGUAACCUUAGUGAAUAUUUUGUAAAGAGCAAUUUAAAAUUUAUAAUCAAUUGAGGUAACAAAAUAACUAACUGCCUUGAAAUUUCUGUACCCUUUACACUUGUGUAGAGAAUGCAGUCAAACUAUUCUCAUUCUUUACUAAAGUCUCAGUUAAGUUACAUAUGAGUAACAGUAUCCUUUGCUGUAGACUAAUUACUGUGAAGCGUGCCUAACCUGAGAAAGUGGCAUAAGAUCAGAUAGCUAA